AUGGAUCAGCUCCCUCUUCUUGGGAGCGGCCCCAAAGCCGCAGCCAUUACCCCUUCCUUCGUCGCAACGGAUCAGUACGCCGCAUCCACAUCAGCUUCACCACCGGAAAAGGCGCCGCCGGCAGCACCGCUCCCGGCCCCGGAACACCAUGGAAAGUCCAGCCACAACAGGAGAUCAUCUGACACGAUCAAGGCCAAGAUCAUGUCGCAUCCUCUCUAUCCGGCUCUCCUCGGAGCCUUCAUAGACUGCCGGAAAGUCGGAGCGCCGCCGGAAGUCGUUGGUCGGCUCUCCUCCCUCGUCGACGAGCUCCGGCCAAAUUCAGCCGGCAGGCAGGAACAGCCGGCGGACCCAGAGCUCGACCAGUUCAUGGAGACCUACCGUGAUAUGCUGGUGAAGUACAGUCAGAAGCUCACGAGGCAAAUCCAAGACGCCAAUCAGUUCUUGAGGAGCAUUCCGUAG
Triticum turgidum subsp. durum (durum wheat) is the source of this 459-nucleotide messenger RNA. NCBI's taxonomy places the organism in Eukaryota, Viridiplantae, Streptophyta, Magnoliopsida, Poales, Poaceae. The record is from the annotation of a GenBank genome assembly.